AUGUCUUUGACUCGCCCUCGGCUCUUGUUCUCCUUCGUAACAGACAGUGAGCUCUACUUCUUCUCGGCACCUCAAGGUGAGAGCUCGUCGUCUCCUGUGGCCGCAGAUUAUCAUCUCAAGUUCAGUUUAGAUGAUCCAUACAAAGUUUGUGGUCAUGUUCGUGGCUUGGUCUGUCUCUCUUAUCUUCGGGUUUUGAAAGAAAGGAACGAAACGGCUCAUGUGAUAUGUAAACCAAGCACAGGACAGUUGUUGCCUUUACCAAAAGUGAAGACAAAGAGGAGCUUUAGCGUGUAUAGUUUUCUUGGGUUUGAUCCGACUGAUGAAGAAUUCAAGGUGUUGACCAUAACCGGUGGGGAUGAUCAUAGACUUCUAACGUUAUGGACUCAAAAACUUGAAUGGAGAAUGAUCGAAUGUGGCAUUGGACGUCAUUAUCCUAGUAGAGAUAGUGAUGGGAUAUGCAUCAAUGGUGGUGUGUAUUAUAUAGGUCGUUUUUAUAGGAAUAAUGAUGAUGAGCCUGAUCUUGCGAUAGUUUGCUUUGAUGUGAGGUUGGAGAAGUAUAGAGUUAUUAACGAAGCAGAGGACAUGCAUCUGCUAGUAUCUACAACUCUUGUAGACUACAAGGGUAAGCUAGGUGUUCUUAUUGAAGAAAGCAGACGUUUUGAGAUGUGGGUUCUGGAAGACGCAGAGACGCAUGAAUGGUCGAAGAAUGUAUCCGUAUUGCCACAACCUCUGUGGAAGAGUGUAGCUGGAAAGGCCAAGUUAUACAUUGCUGGAGUGGUUGGUGGUACUGAUGAAGUUGUCUUGUGGCCGGAAUCUGUAAAUCCGUUGUAUGUUUACUACUACAACAUGGAGAGGAACACUUUCAGAAGAGUUGAGAUCAAAGGAAUGGAGGCGGUUAGUGACUAUACAAAGCACAUGACUCUUGACUAUGUAGAGGACGUGAAGCUUAUGAAAUAUGUUUAG
This is a messenger RNA of Microthlaspi erraticum, 963 nucleotides long. Lineage: Eukaryota; Viridiplantae; Streptophyta; Magnoliopsida; Brassicales; Brassicaceae. The record is from the annotation of a GenBank genome assembly.